AUCGCUUGCACAACUCUAGAUGUGGAUCUGGUGUGCAUAAAUGUAACAGAAAAGCUGCCAUUCUACUUCCGAAGGCCCCCUGUGAAUAUGGCAAUAGAUCGAGGCAUUUACUUUGAACUUCUUUACACGCCUGCCAUCAAAGACUCCACAAUGAGAAGAUACACAAUUUCAAAUGCGAUCAGCCUAAUGCAGAUCUGCAAAGGAAAGAACAUUGUUAUAUCUAGUGCAGCUGAAAGGCCUCUAGAACUACGAGGUCCUUACGAUGUGGCUAAUCUAGGUUUGCUGUUUGGCCUGUCAGAAAGUGAAGCCAAGGCAGCUGUGACUACCAACUGCAGAGCCACUGUGCUCCAUGGUGAAACUCGGAAGAGUGCCUGUGGGGUAGUAUACACAGUGAAGAAGCCUCGCAAGGUUGAGGAGGAAGAAACAACACUGCCAGCCUGUAAAAAAGCAAAGACUCAAGCUUGAGGACUGAGCCAAUUGCCAACAGGAGCCUCCAUCCCAUCUUUACCCAGUGUUGAGUCUUCCACCCUCCAGACAGCCCAGUUCCUCCCUUACUACUUUAUUUAGCCUGGAGAAGAAUUAUUCUGGUGUUCAAGUGAGGAAAGCUGUGGGAAUGAGACAACUGAAUGGUAGUUCACCACAUAGAAAGGUCAUGCUGGGCUUCUGGUCAAGGUCAGGAGACCAUCUCUCCACCCUGUCUUAAGGUUUUCUGGACUUAGUGCAAACUCAACACAACAUUUCUAACAUAUGGAAAUAUUCAGUUGUUUUAGUGCAUUC
Messenger RNA from Pterocles gutturalis (yellow-throated sandgrouse), 777 nucleotides. RefSeq names its product ribonuclease P/MRP 30kDa subunit (gene RPP30). The annotation marks the transcript as partial. The transcript is spliced from 6 exons. The record is from RefSeq and is a predicted model, not a curated record. Lineage: Eukaryota; Metazoa; Chordata; Aves; Pterocliformes; Pteroclidae. Gene Ontology annotation, molecular function: RNA binding. Gene Ontology annotation, biological process: tRNA processing. Gene Ontology annotation, cellular component: nucleolar ribonuclease P complex.